AUGGCAGUGCAAGGUGUUUUCUUUUGGAUGCGAGCCUGCGUGGUCCUGCAGCUUUGCUUAUCUCUACUCCUGCCUGCAGCGGCCUCAAAAACAAGUAGGAAUUACUAUGAAAUCCUCAACGUCGAGCCUACUGCAACUGCCAGCCAGAUAAAAAAGGCUUUCCGCAAACUGGCAGUGAAAUACCACCCUGAUAAAAACAAGAGCGCCGAUGCAGAGAGGACUUUCAGAGAGAUAGCUGAAGGUAAAAUGCUUGCAACUCACAAAAAAGUACUGUAAUGUUCAUCAGAUGAUUUCCUUAGAGUCAAGUUUCCUGUUUUGUAAAAGUGGAACUGUAACGCUAUUCAACAGAACUAUGCCUAGUCUUAACUUAAUGAUGUAAAUAGAAAUAGAUGAAAUCAUACAUAACAAAUAAUUUAACACACUUUUUAAAGCAACAUGUUCAUACCAGAUGUGCUAAGUAAAUGGGUCUAUUGCUUAACUUUUAGUGCUUUAUUUGACAAAGUUUGUUUAUUCUGACCUGUCCCUUUAGCCUACAAGGUUCUUUCUGACAAGGAGAAGAGGAGGCUGUAUGACAAUGUGGGACAUGCUGAUUUCCUUCAGGAGGGGGAAGCUUCAUAUGACCCCGAGGACCAACAUGAGUCAAACUUCCACUUCAGUUUUGCCGACUUCUUCCAUGAAUUUGACGAAGAUCCCUUUGUGGAGGAGCAUGUCUUCCACUGGGACUUGGAACAGGAUGAGGAGGAUGAGGACGGUUCACAUGAAGAUUACAGUUUUGAGGAGCCUGGUUUUAGCUUUUAUUUUGGUGAUGGGGGUGAAAAUGAAGAAAUGCACUUCUACUGA
This is a messenger RNA of Xyrichtys novacula (pearly razorfish), 840 nucleotides long. The record is from the annotation of a GenBank genome assembly. NCBI's taxonomy places the organism in Eukaryota, Metazoa, Chordata, Actinopteri, Labriformes, Labridae.